UUUACCUGCUGGGUUCAGAUCGCAGGUGUACUAGACCUUGGGGGAGGACGAAGAGCUAUGGCUAUGGCGGCCUCCUGGGGGUGUAAAAGAGUGUCAGCAGCGCCGGCGAUGUGCUCUUUCUUGCUGCUGGCGUUUGUCCUUGCACUCUCGGUGAUACCUAUGGCAGCAGCGUACGGGUUGGACGAUUUUUUCGCGGCUAUCAAUGAUUUCAAUUUGAUCUAUCAUGAGGUGAAAGGCGACGUGGUCCUCAACGCCUCCUUCCCACAGAUGGCCCCCCGCGAAAGCUUCACGCUGGUGGGCAAAGCGCCAGGUGGCAGACGUCCAGUGAUUGACGGAGCGUUUAAGGAGGGUGGAUUGAUCACUGUCGCUCUGACUUUGAGGAACUUACAAUUCAGGAACUUCAACGGAACGCAACCUAUUUUCUCUGCGUUGGGUCACGACCUGGCGGGGCAAGGUAACGGCGGCGCUGUCUAUUCGCAGUCCGCCGGGAGCGUGCUGAUCGAGAGCACGGUCUUUCUCAACAACCAGGUGACGGGAGCGGGAGGCAUGGGAGCGGGUGGUGCGCUAUCUAUUCCCUUUGCUACUCUUUACACAAUCACCAAUUGUACAUUCGACGGUAAUCGGGUUGAUGGGAUCGGGGGCGCGAUCGCGUCUAGCAACUGCAUCCGUGGGGAGAUCCUGCGCUCGAGCUUCUCGCGCAACUCCGCCUUCUCGACGAAAGGAGCUUACAAGCGAUACGCCACGGGCGGGGCCAUCGAUAUAUACGGCGACAACGUCACUGUCAUCACCGGAUGCUCGUUCACAGGUAACAAGGCGGCUGGCAGGCGAGGAGGAGCGGUGUCUAUGAUGCUGUAUCUGGCGGAGGCGACGAUCUCCGGCUCCAAGUUCGAGAAGAACGCCGCUGCGACAUACGGUGGGGCUGUGGGUGUGCGAGUCGUGCCCGGGAGGUUCAUGGAGGGCAAUCGUGGAUUUGCGCGGUAUAAAGGCGGGCCUCCGAGGAGUAGAGUGAACUUCUGCAGAGGGAACACGUACUCGAGGAACGUGGCGGGGAGUUCAGGCGCGGAGAACAUAUACGUGGACAUGCGCAACAACUCCGGGAGUGGGGUGACAUUCUGUCCGAGCGAGCCUCCUCUUGCUCUGAUCGAAGCGGAGACUGGCACGGUCACCAUCUCCUGCGCAUCCUGCUGAAAGAUCGCGGGUAGUCCCACUUACUUCGAUUCCUCCCCCCUGGCCGUCUAUCGUCGUAGUCCACGGCCAGAUACAAACGAUCAAUGCAAUUGUGGCCUCGCUCGAGAUGGAAGUCGGCGAGUCAGGGGGCAAUUUCCUCUAAACAGCUCGGCCCGAGCGAGCUCACUGGACGACAGAGAGAUGCGGUGGGCGUGUGUUAGAGAAGGGAAGUCGCCUGGCUUCGAACACUUCUACGAUAAAUAGAAAGGAAAUGU
This is a messenger RNA of Chara braunii, 1442 nucleotides long. The record is from the annotation of a GenBank genome assembly. Lineage: Eukaryota; Viridiplantae; Streptophyta; Charophyceae; Charales; Characeae.